This is a messenger RNA of Enhydra lutris kenyoni (northern sea otter), 5090 nucleotides long. RefSeq names its product tigger transposable element-derived protein 1-like. Gene Ontology annotation, molecular function: DNA binding. Lineage: Eukaryota; Metazoa; Chordata; Mammalia; Carnivora; Mustelidae. The transcript has 2 exons. Gene Ontology annotation, cellular component: nucleus. The record is from RefSeq and is a predicted model, not a curated record. Bases 122 to 2005 code for a protein of 627 amino acids.
CUGGCCCACGUCGCGGUCCGGAGGCAGAGGGAGGUAUGGCAGGAGAGGCCAAGGGGCUGCCAUCGUGGGCACACUGGUAGCUACUGUGGAUAGGCACUGGGGAGAGACCUCAUCAAGGUGCAUGGCCCAGGGAGGCAGAAUGAAGACAACUCCCCAGCUGCAAGUGUCGGGGAAGGCAUCCCUCAGUGGGAUUGGCCUCCGCCACACUGCCAAGCGGGACCGAAAGUCCAUCACCUUGCAUGUGAAAUUAGAGGUGCUUCGGAGGUUUGAGGAAGGCGAGAAGCUGACUCAGAUUGCCCGGGCCCUAGGGCUGGCCACUUCUACUGUUGCUUCCAUCCGUGUCAACAAGGACAAGAUCCGGGCCAAUUCUCAGGCAGCCACACCGGUAAGUGCCACACAGCUGACCCGCUGCCGGGGUGUGGUGAUGGGCCAUAUGGAACGCUUGCUGAGCCUCUGGAUCGAGGAGCAAAAGCGGCAGAACCUGCCCGUCAGCACGCUGCUCAUCCAGGACAAGGCCCGACGGCUCUUCGUGCAGCUGCAGCACGAGCAGGGUAAUGGCACUCGGGCUGAGACCUUUGGGGCCAGUAAUGGCUGGUUUGCCCGAUUCAAGGCUCGCCACAAUGUGCUUUUGACAGAUGAACCAUCUGUGGCUGACACCCAGGCUGCUGCCCACUACCCCCCAGUGCUGCGCACCAUUCUAGAGGACGGCUGCUACUCACCACGCCAGGUGUUCAAUGUGGAUGAGACUGGCCUGUUCUGGAAGCGGCUCCCAGAGCGCAUGCUGUUGGCCCUGGAAGGGGCAGCUGGACCUGGCCUCAAGACCUCUAAGGACCACCUGACCCUGCUGCUUGGUGGCAAUGCAGCUGGUGAUUUCAAGCUGAAGCCGCUGCUGGUGUACCCCUCGGAGAACCCGCGUGCCCUCAAGGGUUGCUCCAAGGCCAGCCUUCCGGUGGUCUGGCGCUCUAACCGCAACGACUGGCUGACACCCAGCAUCUUCCAGGAGUGGUUUACUAGCUGCUUCUGCCCUGCUGUGGAGAGCUACUGUGCCAGCCACGGCCUCCCACACCGUGCCCUGUUGGUCUUAGACGGUGCACCCUGCCACUCUGCUCACCUGGGUGGCCUCUCACCCCAUGUGCGAGUUGAGUUCCUGCCCAAGAACACAUCAGCCCUGAUUCAGCCCAUGAACCAGGGUAUCAUUGCCACAUUCAAGGCGUAUUACCUGCGCUGUAUGCUUAGCCAGCUGGUCCAGGAGACGUCUGGUGAAGACCGACCCUCUGUGCGGGAGUUCUGGCGCAGCUAUACUGUUGUGACUGCUGUGGACAAUAUAGCCAGAGCCUGGGCAGAGUUGCAGCCCGCCAUCAUGAACAGUGCCUGGAGGAAGCUCUGGCCUGAGUGUGUGCCUCCUGGCACUCCCGAGCCGGACACUGUGCCUCAGCUCCGCCACAGCAUUGUCGCACUAGCCAGUCACGUGGGCCUUGGAGAUGCAGCCGAGGCCGAUGUUGCCAACCUCUUGCAGGCCCAUGGGGAGCCCCCACCCCACGGCCUCCCCCAGGAUGCAGAAGAUGGUGGGGACAUUUGUGACUCUGGGUUGCCGUGGCAGGAAGGGAAAGGCUCGGUGUCCGGAAAACGAGAGCCGGAUUUCACAGAUGCUGUAGUGGGUGUGGGGACUGAAGAUGCUGAUGUGGGUGCUCUGAGCCCUGAGCACCUGGGCCAGGCCCUGUCACACUUUGCUGCUGGUUUACGGGUCCUCCUGGAGAAUGAUCCAAACCGGGAACGCAGCCUCCGGGUGUCUCGGGAUGUCCACUGUGCCCUUGCCCACCUCCGGGAGCUGCACCGGGAAAAGAGGCGACAGGCCCGGGCAGGUGCAUCCUCAGGAGGGCCCAUGGCAGUGGCACCAAGGGAUUUGGCAGGAAACCUGCCCUUGCCCCAAGUGGGGCCCACAGAGGGUGAGGAGGUGGCUAAGGGCACGGGUCAUGAAGGUCAGACCUCUGGUUGUCCUGUAUGAUUUGGGGCUUGGGCUUAACCUCACAUGAUCUCUAACGAUGUUUUGUUUCUGGAGGUCAGAUACUGCUACUUCUUCCCCAGGGUUCUCAUAGCUCAUGUUGUAUUCUUUGUGUAGUGACACCAGGCUUGGGGAAUAGAAGGGUGGUGUUCUCCGAUUGGCAGAUGAACUGCAGGGCCCAGGGAGUGCCCACUCAUGACAGUGACACAUCCUGUAGUAUGGUCUUUGCCCAGCACAGCCUGCCAGGGCAGCUGUCUCAGGGGCCAGAACUGAGACCUGCCUCUCCCAUUUUCCAAACCUGACUUCUUACUCCCUACACCAUUGUGACCCUUCCUUGCCAACUGUAGGUGAGGGUUUCCUGCUCUCAACAUGACCUUUUAUCACUUUACAUGCCAUCUUCAUGGCCUCUGUUGACCUGGGUCUCUGGUACCUUCCCUGUGCCUGAGCACUUUGAUUCUCUGUGGAUUUUGAUACUGGGGAUCACUUCCUUUUUUGGAGAUGUUUUCCUCUCUGAGUUUCUGUGCUAUAGUUGUCUUGGCUUCCCUCUAGCCUUUGAGGUUGAGCCUUUUGUGACUGUGAUGGUCUUCCAGUUCUGGUGCUCUUUGGAAAAUACUAUCCACUCCUCUAAGAGCUGGAUCACCUCAGGGUUAAUUCCUAGUGCACUGGCUGCAGCCUAGCCUCUCCCUGAGCCAGCUCCUCUCCCUGAGCUAGACCCUGAGCUCUGAUUCUGAUGGAUAUGCUCCCACCCCAGUCGUAUUAUCUCCCCUAAUUCGUUUGCUUUCCUGUUCCCCAAACUGUAACACCCGGCAUCAUGGGGUGUCCACCUGACUGCAGAAAUACCACUUGGGUCACCAAAACAGAUAGUCAGCAAGGGAAGGUCUUGUGCUCCAGCUGGAUGAGCCACAGGUGAUGUGAUAGGGAUGUCUGGGCUUUUGGACUCCUUUCAACACAAGUGCACGUGUACGUUAACACAUGCACAUACACACACACAGGCACGCCAAGAAAUAAAAAUGGGAGAAAGGAUUCCCAUUACUUCUGUCCCAGCUAACACCGCACUGAUGGGCUUGCUGUCAACAUAUCCCUGGGGCUGGGGGCCAGGGAGGGGUUGAAGGGCCAGCCUCACUGGGAGAAAGGUCAGAUGAGGCCCCGUGCUUGCUUUCCUGGGGAGAAUGGUAAGAGGGAUGACAGAGAAGGGAAGCUUUUCUUAGGAUUCUGGUGACAGACUGGAUACAUUGCACAAUUUAUGAGCACUUGUAACGCGCCAGGUGUUGAGACCAGGGUGAGUGAGACUGACUUCAGGAGCUGCUAGUCCAGAGGUUGUUACAUUCUACAUAACAAGGCUGUGACAGGCGACUCGAGGAAGGACCCCCACCUAGCCAGGCACGGAGGACUGGACGUAAUAGGCAGGCUUUCUGGGGAGUGUUGUCUCAGCCUUUAGGGACCUUGCUGACAGGAAACCCGUCAUUUCACAAUGCCACACGGUACAGAGGGGCUGGACAGAGGCAGCCCGGUGCGGUGGGGUGGCUGGUGAGAGCCCAAGGACCCGGAGGAAGGAGUAUCCUAGUGGAGGCUGAAGGGAGCAGGCGACCAGGUGGGAGUCCGAGGCGGAAUCUGGCUGGGCGGAAGGGUAGUUAGGGGACCGACGCUGGAGGUCGUCCCGGCAUGGUGAUGGGCGGUCUGGCUCCAGGGCUUGUUUCUCCAGGCGCCUGGCCCGGGAGCCCCGGGUACCUUCAACCAGCAACCGUUCCCAGGCCCCUGAGCGUUUCAGGGAGGCCCUGGUGGUGGAUCAUGGCAGCCUGGCGUCUCCUGGGAGAUGCCGGGUCUCAGCCCGACAGGCUGGUUCUCUGGCUCGCUGGGGACAUUGGCCAGAGAAUCUCGCCACAGAGACGGUCUUGGACGCUUUUCACCUCAGGCAUGGACCGUUAAAAUAGACACGCAGAAGCAACAGGGAUACCGUUCCCUCCCCUCCGCGUGCUCGUGUGGGCGUCGAGUGGGGGCGGGAGUCGCUCGCGGGCGGAAGGGCACAGGCGCCGGAAGCAGUCAUUGGCGGGUCUGGGCACUCCGGUUCCCAGCCGGGGUGGUCGGUCGCGGUCCUUGCGCGGCCGGCCGGCCCGUGUGGCUCCGGGUAGGUGGUGAGUCGGGGGCAAGGCAGCCAGAAGCGCUAAAACGCCUGGGGGCAGGGCGUGCAGCCUGGCGGAGGGCGGCGGGGGCGUUGGCGCCGAGGAGCGUCGCCCAUUUCUAGUCCUGAGGAAGGGCGGCUCGGAGGCCUCCCGCGGGCGGGUCCCGACCCGGAAGUGGUUCUGGGCUGGGUUCGGGCUGCGGGUGGGCGCCGCUGCCCCCCCAGAGCCUAGUUUCCCGGGCUUCCUGCCCGCGGUGCCCCUUCAGAGGCACGUCCGCGCGGCUCCUUCAGAGUUGGGCUCCCUUCCUGCGGGGAGUCUCAGGAUGGCCGAAGCCCGGGCUUGUGUCUCCUCUCUGCUGCCACUCCGCGUGCCUCCGCCCAGAACGAGCGCUCCGGCCUUGGGGAGGAGACGCUAACCCCGCGCGGCGGGAGGCGCGGGCCCGAGCUCCUCCAGGCGCCCCCGUGUUGUGCCGAGUGUUGUGCUGUAGCCAUUACCUCCUCGGGGCGCCUGGCGGUGCGGAGCCCGGUGGUGGGCCGUUGGGUGUGUGUGGGGACCGGAGCUGCCCGGGCCUGGGGAGCCCCGACCGCCCCUUCUGAGAACAGGCGCUGGCGGUGGAAACAGCUUGUUCGUUCGUGAAGGCCGUGGUAGCAAGUAGCCGUUCCCGAAGGUGGUCAGACCUUAGGUGGAGAUUCUUGAGGAAAAAGCGGACGUCUUCCAGUUGUUGCCCCACAUCCCGCCCACUGGGAGCUUGUGUUUCAGGACCCAUUUCUGAACAUUUGUAACUGUAGCUUCUCCCUGCGCGCGCGCACACAUGCUCCGCAGAGGUUGUUCUAAAAUAUUAACAGCGGGAUCGUGUUGUGUGAGGACUGCCGCUGAUUACUUCCUGUUUCCCACUGCCAUUUUUUGAUCUUGGCUAAUUGGUUUGGUGAAGUCUUAGAAUAUCCGUGAGGUUCGGUGGGGUGAGGUCC